GUAUUGUAUUCAAGCGAUUAUUGUUGACAGUUCUCGUCGAAGAAAGCUUCCUGCAGCUGUUGCAAGAAACAAACGCUUGUUCUUGUCAGAGCGUCGUGACUUUUUAUUUUCAUAAAUAUUAAUUUCGCACGCGGUUGUAGAAAGUGAGUGGAUAAUUGUAACGUGAAGCUGCAAUCCUUACGGCGUGUUGCUGUUAAAGGAGGUCAUCGUAGAACGGAUAAAAUGAGCGGAAGAUCACAAAUGGCAGCGAUGAAUGGAAAGAGACCGUCCUCGAUCCCAUCGCGACAUCAAUCUGAAACUAUAGCUCAACAUUUUGAUCUAAUUAAAUACAUCUAUGAUUCAUGGAAUACAGUAUCCAGAGAGCUAGAUAUGUGUCACAAUCAACCACAUAGUAAUUCUUCUAAUUACAGAAAUGGUGCAUCUGUUACAUAUUAUCAAGAGCGAGAACCUAAUCCACAAUUAAAAGAUUUUGAACCAUUCAACCUUGAAGCCUGGUGGGGACAACGUGUUGUUCAAAGUAUCACUAGGAAUGCAAGCUCCUAGUGCCAGGCCCAACACAUUGAUUAUAAUCGAACAUUCUCAAACAGACAUAAGAAA
Messenger RNA from Nomia melanderi (Alkali bee), 597 nucleotides. RefSeq names its product MAPK regulated corepressor interacting protein 2. NCBI's taxonomy places the organism in Eukaryota, Metazoa, Arthropoda, Insecta, Hymenoptera, Halictidae. The record is from RefSeq and is a predicted model, not a curated record.